Molecule: messenger RNA, 1392 nt
Organism: Populus nigra (black poplar)
Lineage: Eukaryota; Viridiplantae; Streptophyta; Magnoliopsida; Malpighiales; Salicaceae
Product: putative F-box/LRR-repeat protein At1g56400
Exons: 3
Coding region: 1-1392 (463 amino acids)
Molecular function (GO): protein binding
Source: RefSeq, a predicted model, not a curated record
AUGGACAGAAACAUAGACAUGAUCUCAAACCUGCCAAGCUCUCUACUCAUAAUCAUUGCAGGUUUUCUGUCAUUCAAAGAGGCUGCUAGGACAUCUGUUUUGUCUAAACAAUGGCUUAACAUCUGGCGUGAUGCGAUGCAUAUACAGUUUAACGAGAACUUCUUUGUUAAAUCUGACGAGCCUGAAGGGAAUCAAAAAGUUCAGAGAGAAGUUUUCAUCAACUUUGCAAGGCAGUUUAUUGCAAACUAUCCAAAACAGGAUAUUAAAACACUUGGACUCACAUGUUCAAAGCCCGGGGAUUUUCUUGCUGAUAUGCAAAAUAUUGUCAUGUUCGCGUCGUCACGUAACGUGAGAGAAUUAGGACUAGAUUUCUCUGACCCGACAUGGAGAGAACAUGCACUUGAGAAUCAUCAAGCAGCAUUUGAAUUGCCUUUGCUUGUUUAUGAACAUGGCCAGGCUCUCAAGUCCUUGGAGUUGUUUUCGUGCAGUUUUGAUGUAUCCAACUUCUCUAAUUUCUGUGCGCUAAAGACUCUUUCUCUAGGGUGGAUUAAAAUAAACAUGGGAUCUAUUUUGGCUAUAUUGGAGAGUUGUCCAUUGUUAGAGAGUUUGAGUCUAAAGAAGUGUUGGGACAUAGUGAGCUUUGAGAUAUCUAAGCCAGGUUUGAGGCUAAAAAGCUUGGUCAUUGAGGAGUGUGAUAUUGCCGAUGAUUUCGUAUUAAUAGAGGGACCAAAACUUCAAUUCUUUAAGUUCUCAGGAAACGUGGGUGAAUUUCUUUUGGACGAUCAAAGCGAUUUGGUAAAGGCUGAGCUUGAUUUUGAGACGGAGACUGUAUUUGAUGAAAUUGGUUUAUUCCUUUGUGAUCUCUUAGAAGAUCUUUUUGCUGCUCAAGUUUUGACAGUUUGCAGCGUCUUCUUACAGAUUGUUCCCAGUGGAAACGAACCAUUGGGUUUGCAAGCUCCAAUUGAUGUCCGCUAUCUGAUCCUCAAAACAGCACUGCACAUUAAUGAAUUUUGUGGUAUCAGGUUCAUGCUAAGGAGCUGUCCUCAUCUAGAGAUUCUUACCAUAGACAUUGGUCCUGCAAAUAUUUUCCCUGAAUACAGAGCUCCCUAUCCAUUUAACCCUCAAGAAUUUUGGUCUGAGGACUUGCUAGUGGAAGAGUGUGUCACUACUACUCUUAAGGCGGUGAACGUGAAGGGAUUUAAAGGCACGAUGAAUGAACUACAUGUGCUGAAAUACUUGCUCCUCUUCGGCCAUGCAAUGGAGGAACUCACUCUUCAUGUCUCCAAUGAAGCUGGCAGUAAUGGUGAAACUAGGGAGUUCUAUAUGGAAAGAGCACUGCAAGUUUUGGAAUUCAACAAGGCAUCGAGGAAUUUAAGUAUAGCAGUCUUAUAA